Stylophora pistillata is the source of this 2366-nucleotide messenger RNA. RefSeq names its product cyclic AMP receptor-like protein A. Gene Ontology annotation, biological process: adenylate cyclase-activating G protein-coupled receptor signaling pathway; cell surface receptor signaling pathway. The record is from RefSeq and is a predicted model, not a curated record. Gene Ontology annotation, cellular component: plasma membrane. Gene Ontology annotation, molecular function: G protein-coupled receptor activity. NCBI's taxonomy places the organism in Eukaryota, Metazoa, Cnidaria, Anthozoa, Scleractinia, Pocilloporidae.
AUAUCUUCUGAAUCAAGUUACAUUAAACCCAUUCCAACUUUUUCGUUUUCGACUUUUAUUUUCUUGAAUACCGACGAGGUUUUUUUUUCUAUCAAGAAAAGGUGAACCCUCAUUUCAAUUUCCCCCUCCCAGCCCUAAUUAGAAUUAAAUCAUUCUGAACACAAAGAAAGAUGGCUGCUAACUGUACACUGUUUGCAGAAAACCAACACUACUGCAAAGUAAUCGCCAUUGUCAAGCAGACGGUAGCUUCUUUUUCCCUGGUUGCCAGCCUCUUCAUAAUAUUUGUCAUAUGGCUUUUCAGAAAGUACAAGUAUUUUGUGCAGAGACUUAUCUUGGCUCUUAGUUUUGCUGCUUGUCUUGACAGUAUAAGCUAUCUACUGACAGGUGUUCCUCCAGAUGACAACAUUUUAUGUGACUUCCAGGCCUGGCUUCUUUCUUUUACAAGUUUCUCUGUUCUUUUGUGGGUUUGCUGCAUCACCUUUAACUUAUACUGGAAUGCCAUAAAAGGAGUCAGAACAGAUAAUUUUGAAAAAUAUUAUCACCUUGUCUCUUGGGGAAUCCCCUUUGUAGUGGCCUGCUUACCUCUGAUCAAUGACCAUUAUGGACCUGCAGGAGCCUGGUGUUGGAUUUCAAAACAGAGUGGCAACAGUGUAGCAUGGAGAUUUGCCACAUAUUACAUUCCUGUGUAUCUCUGUAUCAUUGGGCUUUUUGUUGUUUAUUCUUACAUUUUCAUAACCAUCAGGAGACAGAUAAAACGUUGGGAGGGCACAUACAGUGCUGAAGCUGACAGAAGUAAAGAACUGAUGAAACAGGACAUAAGGCCCUUGAUGUGGUAUCCAGUGGUUUAUCUUUUAACCACAAUAUGUCCUCUCAUAGACAGAAUUCAGAAUGCCGCUAGCCCUGAACCCAGCUUCACACUGCUACUGCUUCAAGUACUGUCUAGUCCCUUAGUUGGAAUGCUAAAUGCAAUUGUCUUUGGUAUGGAUAAGGAAACAGUGAGCAGACUGCACUGGGCCCAAAUGAAGGUUGCCUUGAUGCAACACACAGCAGCUCAUAAGCCUCUUGUUAGGGAGUAUCCUGUUGGACAAACAAGUGAAGUCAGACCCAAUGAUGAUUCAUCCUGGUCCUCGGCUACAUCAACAGAUUCCCCACAUCCUCCCUCUCCCACACCAGUUGCUGCACCACCUCCUCCCUUGGAUGAGUAGGUUGCUACCUAAUAUGAAACAGACUGCUGCCGUGUAAUGUAAUGUUUUUUUCUAACAUGUCCUGCUUUGUCGUAGAAAGUAAUUUCGGAAGUCAAGGUAAAAUCAGUCGUUAAGAUGUCAACAACUUGAUGGUCUUGUCGUCCAAAAGGCUUUUCGUCCAAGGCUUUUCGUCCAAGUCUUUUCGUCCAACUCUUUUCGUCCUAAAGUCUUUUCGUCUAAUUGUUGAGUCGUUUUUCGAAACAAAUAAACACUUUUUAGAGGCUAUUUUGGUUCCGAUAGCUUUAGUCACCAUGCAAUCCUCGUUUACGAAUUCAACGUCGUGAAUUACGAUAAAUACACAGAAGAUGCUUAUUUGGGCUCAUUUCUGGCUUAGUUGGUUAUGUCGGACAUUUAGUGAUGUUAAACUUAGUUGUCUUUUACGCCAAACAGACACUUCACACCAAGCCUAUUAUUGCCAUUUCUUCCGCACGAAAUAAUUAAACGGCAAGUCUUUAUUUUUGUCACUAUUUAAUAAAAUAUAUCGCGUUACAACUUCACUUGACGAAAAUACUUGAUAUUGGACGAAUGGACCUAAGGCUUUAGACGAGAAGACUUAGACGAAAAGACUCUUGGACGAAAAGACCAGAUACCCUUCCAACAAAGCAAGGAAAACUCUAAAUAAUUUUGGGAAACGCAAACAAGCUAAGAAGCCCCCCUGCGAAACUCGAACUGUCACUAGUAAAUCAAAUGUAUACCAAAAAAGAAAAAAAAAAACACUAAAUAAAUGAAUAAAAAAUAACGUGAGCAAGCCGAGGUGUCGGCCAAGAAUGCCUUCCCUCGUGAUAAGCAUCUGUUUUAUAGCACUCCAUUCUACCCAUGCUGCACUUCAACUGCCCCAGUAACCACUGCUCCCAUGCCGCAGAAAUAUUUCAUUUCCGGCUAAUUCGUAUCCACUCAAACGUCGGAAAUUGCAUUUCUCUCGUUUCUGUUGUCCUGGUUGUUCAUUAAGGGAGUACUGUGGUAAACGUUUUAGUGAGAAACCUAUUUGGGUUGUCAGUUCAUAGGCCCCUUGUUAAAUCACUUCACAGUAAACAGCGAGAAAUGUAAAAACAAGCUUUAUUAAGGUUGUAAUAAUUAUAAUAUAUUGCCACUAGCACAACAGAAAUAAAAGGAAAAAAGAAA